Molecule: messenger RNA, 906 nt
Organism: Closterium sp. NIES-65
Lineage: Eukaryota; Viridiplantae; Streptophyta; Zygnematophyceae; Desmidiales; Closteriaceae
Source: the annotation of a GenBank genome assembly
AUGUGCAUUUCUCAAUUCUUCUUCUCUGCCGUGCGUCUGCCCUCGUUGCCACCCCCGUGUGCCACGUGUGAGGCAGACGAGAAGAUAGCACUGCUGGGAGCCAUCCAGUCGCUGUUUGAGGGCAGCAUGUACACCUUUGUCUUCCUCUGGACGCCCGCCCUCGCCCCCUCGGACCAGCGCAUCCCACACGGCUUCAUCUUCGCCAUCUUCAUGCUCGCCUCCAUGACCGGCUCCUCCCUCGCCGCCCGCCUCAUGGCGCGCCCCGCCCUGCGAGUGGAGCUCUACAUGCAGAUCGUCUUCGCCGUCUCCUCCCUCUCCCUCCUCGUCCCUCUCUUCACCUUCGUCAGUGCUCCUCUGCGCCCCACCUGCUUCCCCCGUAUCUCCCUCUCCUGCACUCGAUCUGCACUCGCUCUGUGUGAUACACUGCACUCCCUCUGUGUGAUACACGGCUCACUCAUCGCCUUCACUUAUUGUUGUUUAUUUCUCGACUUUCCAUUGUCAAGGGGUUGUUCUAUUCAGUUUGUGUUGGAGCCGGUGGCGCCGGACGGGGGAGGCAUCACGCGCGGGGGGCGGGUGCAGCUGGUGGGGUUCUGUGUGUUUGAGGUGUGUGUGGGCGUGUUCUGGCCGUCCAUCAUGAAGAUGCGCUCGCAGUUCAUCCCCGAGGAGGCGCGCGCCACCAUCAUGAACUUCUUCCGCAUCCCCCUCAACUGCUUCGUCUGCAUCGUGCUCUACAAUGUGAGUGCAUUCCCCAUCACAGCCAUGUUCGGCAUGUGCUCCAUCUUCCUCGCCAUGGCUGCUGUGCUGCAGCGCCGCCUCUUCGCCAUCUCCUCCCCGAGCAAGCCCGGCACGCCCGCCUGCCACUGUGAGUCGUGGGAUCAUGCGUUACUCAUUGCUUUUCUUUUGUGA